Manduca sexta (tobacco hornworm) is the source of this 1719-nucleotide messenger RNA. It is a transcript of the gene beta3GalTII, whose product is annotated as beta-1,3-galactosyltransferase 6. The record is from RefSeq and is a predicted model, not a curated record. Gene Ontology annotation, molecular function: UDP-galactosyltransferase activity. The coding region runs from base 377 to 1465 and encodes 362 amino acids. The transcript has 3 exons. Gene Ontology annotation, cellular component: membrane. Gene Ontology annotation, biological process: glycosaminoglycan biosynthetic process. NCBI's taxonomy places the organism in Eukaryota, Metazoa, Arthropoda, Insecta, Lepidoptera, Sphingidae.
GCAGAUUUAUAGUACAUUGACAGCUUUGCGUAAUUUUUUAUACGUAAAAUUGGUACAAAAUCUUUCUUAAACUGAACUCAUGUAUGAAUGCGUGAGCUCAAAAUUAAUGUACUAAGUGCCGCCUUUUCUUACGUCGUAUAUUACCUAAAAUGUUACUUACUCUAUGGUGCCCAUCCCCUGCGUUGACCUAUUCCUCUGAGCCUAUUCCUAUAAUAUUUAUGUUUUUGUGGUUGCAGAAUUGAAAACUUGUAAUGUUUCAGAUAUCUUUCUAAUUUACGCGUAUGCAAUAAAAGGAUUAUCAUGUAAUUCAUACAAUGCACCUAAAUGAUAUUGUGUCAAACAUGCAAAUAUAUCAAAGAUCGUAGGUCUGGACAAAAUGUUUUUGAUUUAUUUAAGAAAGUAUAAAAUUAUGAUCCUAUUCAGUGUAUUUUUCUUUUAUAUCGGAUGUGGUAUUACACUAAGUUUCUUGCGCAUGGACUGUGCUGAUGCUCUUUCUAAAACCAGUAAAGCGUCUUUACUAUCAAUACCUAAUGUGGAAUAUGCAGUACUUAUAACUAGCGCUCCUGUUAAUGAAAAAAAACGCGAUGCUAUCAGGGCUACUUGGGGUAAAUUUGCCACAAAUAUUUUUUUAGAAAAUGGUGAGGUACUUUAUAAAUGGAAUCAUUCACAAGCAACAUAUCAAACACAGCAUGAACAAAUAAAAUUUUAUUUUUGCAUUGGGACAGAAGGUUUAACCGAUAAUGAAAUGCAAAAGUUAAUUGAUGAAAAUAAAAGAAGUACCGACUUAUUGUUACUUGAAAACCUUAAGGACAGUUAUCAGAAUUUAACCAAAAAGAUACUGCUCACCAUGAAAUGGUUCAGCCAAAAGGUAAAGGGUUUAAAGUAUGUCAUCAAGUGUGAUGAUGAUUCUUUUGUGCGAGUUGAUCUCAUUAUACGAGAAUUGGAAGCUUUUGCACCUGAGAUGAGUUCUGUAGAAAUAAAUAAAUAUGUUACUCAUAAGAGACCAUUGAAUAAAUACCAAGGGCUCUAUUGGGGAUACUUCAAUGGUAAAGCUCGAGUAUACUUGAAAGGCAAAUGGGAAGAAAAGGACUGGUUCUUGUGUGACAAUUAUUUACCAUAUGCGCUUGGUGGCGGUUAUGUGAUAUCAAGCAGUAUUGUACAAUAUAUUGGAAACAAUGCUGAAUUUUUGAGGUGUUAUAACUCUGAGGAUGUAUCUAUGGGUGUGUGGACAGCUGCAUUAGAUGGAAUCAACAGAGUUCACGAUGUGAGGUUUGAUACAGAAUGGAAAUCAAGAGGCUGUACCAAGGACAUGCUGGUGCGUCACAAACAGACUCCAAGUGACAUGUUUCUGAUGUAUAAGACUUUAGUUGAAACACAUGGUGAACAACUUUGUAAGACUGAAAAUACCGUAAGGAGAUUCUACUAUUAUAACUGGAAUGUUUUGCCCAGUUCAUGCUGUAAAUAAGGCAAAAUGUUUUAUAGGCACAUUUUUUGUUCAGAUGUUGCACUAUAUGAUUAUGGUGUUAAACAUUAAAUGGAUUUACGAAUUUGAAGAAAUCAAGUAACAGUGUUUUUUAUUAGGUUAAGCAGAAUGUGGAAUAUAAUUACGAUUGUACACUGCCCUUUUCUUUGUUCAAAAAUAGGUGAUUAAUGUUUCGAACAACGAAGGAACCAAAAGGAUUGAAUAACUAACAAAUAUAUUGAUAUUUAGAUCAUUCA